This is a messenger RNA of Chondrus crispus (carragheen), 743 nucleotides long. RefSeq lists its product as hypothetical. The transcript has 2 exons. Bases 1 to 669 code for a protein of 222 amino acids. Lineage: Eukaryota; Rhodophyta; Florideophyceae; Gigartinales; Gigartinaceae. The record is from RefSeq and is a predicted model, not a curated record.
AUGGAGUUUGUGUCGCGACAGCUGCACAUCCCCACGGACGUGCUGCGCGAGCUGCCGCGCACGGCGCGCGCACAGCGCGAGCUGGAAGCGUUCACGCAGCGGUUGCAAAGAUUCAACGUGGCCAGGCCGCCGCCGAGGACGGCGGGAGGGCGGGCCGGCACGGGCUCGGUGCCGCAGAGCCCGGUGGAUAGAAGGUACACCGAGCCCAGGCCGCCCGAGACAGACCCGGCAGGGUACGUCAGACGGGCGUACGGGUUUGACGACGGCAGGUUGCCAGAAAUGGGAGAUCUGAAUUUGCCGGCGGCUGUGCCGAGCCAUGUGCAAGGGCCGGGGCUCGCGCAUGCUGUGCACGCGCGGCUGUCGGCCAUGCAACCGGUAGUUGGCUUGCCGCCGGGAAUGGGCAUGCAGCCGGUGAUGUCGGGCUUGCAGCCGGGGUAUCCGCAGUAUCAACAGCAGCAGCCUGCGGCGUAUAUGGGGGUCUAUGGGGGGGUUCCAACGGCGGGGUAUCAAACAGCACCGGCGGCGUAUCAGGGAGCGCCGAUGGGAGGGUAUCCAGGUGCGGCGCCCGCGCCGCCGAUCCAGGCUGCGUACAUGCACCCGCAGCAGCAUGGGACGGCAACAGCAAGCAUGGAUACGAGGGGUAGCUACGUGACUCAGCCCCGGUAUUAGGAGCAGUGUGAAGCUCGAAGUUGGAUUGUAAAGAUGGGUGUUGAUUUCCGAGCAUCACCUGCGUGCGUUGUAGU